AAAAAAAAAACAACACAUUUUGGACGAGAUGCCAUUAGCCAAUGAACGCCAUAUCCAUUAUAACUCUCGCCUUGGCCACCUCCUCCAAAAAACAGCAUCCAACUUGCGCAGCUACCAGGAAUUCCUGUCCAGCCAGGCACAACAUUUGCUGGCCCCCGUGAAUCGUCUGUGGGACAGGAGCCAACGCUACCGUCUGGUGGCCGGCCACAGCAGUGAUGAGCGCUGUGCGACGGCCCUACUCUCCGAAUGCCAAGAUGCCUAUCAGUCCAUUUGCAACAGCAUCAUGCAAAUGAACGAAAUGCUAGAUGAAAUGGCCAACGAUGUGGCUGACUUUGACACGGAAUGCAUUUACUUGAGCGGCGAGCUACAGCCAGAGCCCUGUCCAACCUCCGUGGCCGAGUGGCGGGAAUGGCUGAACGAAUCUCUGCACAGUCUGCAAACACAAGUCAAGUGCCUGGAGAUUGUUUCCCGCCUGUUCUUGCCACUAAUUCUGGAGCAGCGGACGGUGGACGAGUUCAAAACUUAUCUGCAGCUGGACGAGCACCAGGAGGCUGUGCUCUGCAUGGGCCUGGCCAAAGCCGAGCGACAGGCGACACUCCCGCUGCUGACUGCUUGACACACGAGAAAGAUAAUGCUGUAUAGUAUUAACGCCAGUCAAUCAAAUAUAUUUGCAUAGAAAUAAC
Molecule: messenger RNA, 683 nt
Organism: Drosophila persimilis
Lineage: Eukaryota; Metazoa; Arthropoda; Insecta; Diptera; Drosophilidae
Exons: 3
Coding region: 29-616 (195 amino acids)
Source: RefSeq, a predicted model, not a curated record